Molecule: messenger RNA, 826 nt
Organism: Sinocyclocheilus rhinocerous
Lineage: Eukaryota; Metazoa; Chordata; Actinopteri; Cypriniformes; Cyprinidae
Exons: 3
Coding region: 1-723 (240 amino acids)
Source: RefSeq, a predicted model, not a curated record
AUGGUUGUGGUAGUCAAAGAUGUUGAUGCAUCAGUAGUAGUUGUGGUGUCAGGCAGAGUUGUGGUUGAUUCAUCGGCUGUUGUUGACGUUGGUGCUCCAGUCGAAGAUUUUGGAGGGGUGUUUGUGGAAGUCAAAAUUGUAGCAUCAGUAGUUUUUGUGGUGUCAGGCAGAGUUGUGGUUGCUGCUUCAGUUGUUGAAAUUGGUGCAAUACUUGAGGAUAUUGAAACAGUGUUUGUCAAAGCCAAAGUUGUAGUUGCAUCAAUAGUUGUUGUGGUGUCAGACAGAGUUGUAGUUGCUGCAUCAGAUAUUGUUGCCGUUGGUGCCACAGUUGAGGGUGUUGGAAAGGUGGUUGUGGUAGCCAAAGAUGUUGUUGCAUCAGUAGUUGUUGUGGUGUCAUGCGGAGUUGUGGUUGAUUCAUCAGCUAUUGUUGACAUUGGUGCAACAGUCGAAGACGUUGGAGGGGUGUUUGUGGAAGUCAAAAUUUUAGCAUCAGUAGUUUUUGUGGUGUCAGACAGAGUUGUAGUUGCUGCAUCGGUUGUUAAAAUUGGUGCAAUACUUGAGGAUAUUGAAACAGUAUUUGUGAAAGCUAAAGUUGUAGUUGCAUCAAUAGUUGUUGUGGUGUCAGACAGAGUUGUGGUUGAUGCAUCAGUUGUUGUUGACGCUGGUGCUAUAGUUGAGGAUGUUGGGGUGCUGGUUGUGGAAGCCAAAAUUGUUGUUGCGUAAAUAGCUUUUGUGGUGUCGGGCAUAGUUGUGGUUGCUCCAUCAGAUGUUGACACUGGAGGGGUGAUUGUGGAAGUCAAAGUUGUUGUUGUUGCAUCUAUAAUUG